This is a messenger RNA of Talpa occidentalis (Iberian mole), 5958 nucleotides long. It is a transcript of the gene CEP152, whose product is annotated as centrosomal protein 152. The transcript has 27 exons. Lineage: Eukaryota; Metazoa; Chordata; Mammalia; Eulipotyphla; Talpidae. Gene Ontology annotation, cellular component: centrosome. Gene Ontology annotation, biological process: centriole replication. Bases 177 to 5312 code for a protein of 1711 amino acids. The record is from RefSeq and is a predicted model, not a curated record.
GUGAAAUGAACUCCCAUUCUAUAUUCUGGCAUAACAGAUAAAAUGAAGAAGACAUGAAGUAAACUCUAAGAAGCAGAAGCUUCAGGAACAGUUUUGUGACUGGAAAAUUCAAGGAUAUCAUAUGUUCCAGUUCAAUCUCAUCUCUUUUAAGGAGCUAGGGUUUUAAUGGGAGAACCAUGUCAUUAGACUUUGGCAGUGUAGCACUGCAGACACAAAAUGAAGAUGAAGAAUAUGACAAGGAAGAUUAUGAAAGGGAGAAAGAGUUGCAGCAGUUACUCACAGACCUUCCUCAUGAUAUGCUGGAUGAUGACCUGUCCUCCCCUGAGCUCCACUAUUCGGACUGCAGCGAGGACAGCACAGAGGGAGAACCGCAUCAUUCAGAGCAUUUGGAAAUGAACUGGAAUGAGCAUCAAGUGCUGCCCAAAUCUCAAAAUGUAAAUGAGUACAGUGAGAUUCAGGGUUUAUAUGUUGGAAAUAAAAGUGGCAAUGACUGGGAAGAGAAUCAAGGUAAAACUGAAGACCAGCAUGCUGGAUACCAUCCUGAAGAAGUUGGAGAUGAAGGUGGAAGUGGCUAUAGUCCUCCUAGCAAAUAUGAACAGACUGAUUUAUACCACCUUCCUGAAAACUUUAGGCCAUAUACCAAUGGCCAGAAGCAAGAAUUUAAUAGCCAACCAAGCAAUGUAAUUCAGUUUUCAGAUACCCAGAGGAAUCAUUUUCAGCCAUUUGGUACAUCACAAGGUCCCAGUUGUCAAGCUUUGGAACCAUAUAAAGUGACAUAUAAACCUUAUCAGUCUUCUGUCCAGAAUAAUGGCUCACCAACCCAAGAAGUCGCAGGAAGCGAAACAUUUGAAGACCUGCAGCAACAAUUUUUAGGAGUUAAUGAAACAGAUUCUUCGGAAAAUAUGCAGAUUAUUCAGCUUAAGGUUCUUAACAAAGCAAAAGAGAGACAACUAGACAAUUUAGUUGAAAAGUUAAACGAACGUGAGCGUCAAAUAAGAUAUCUAAAUCACCAACUUCUGAUGAUCAAAGAUGAAAAGGAUGGUUUGACCCUUAGCCUCCAAGAAUCACAGAAACUCUUUCAGAAUGGAAAAGAAAGAGAGAUACAGCUUGAAGCACAAAUAAAAGCACUGGAGACCCAAAUACAAGCAUUAAAAGUCAAUGAAGAACAGAUGAUUAAGAAGUGCAGGACAACUGAAGUGGCUCUGGAAAGCGUGAAGCAACAGCUGCUGGAUCUUCAUCAUUCUGAAUCACUUCAGCGUGCCAGAGAACAGCAUCAGAGCAUUGUCACAGGCCUCACCAAGAAGUAUGAAGAGCAAGUGUUGUCCUUACAAAAGAACUUGGAUGGUACAGUCACUGCACUUAAGGAACAGGAAGAUGUUUGCUGUCGUUUGAAAGAUCAAGUGAAACAACUGGAAAGGAAUCAAGAAGCAACCAAAUUAGAGAAGACUGAGAUCAUUAACAGGCUAACUAGAAGCCUAGAGGAGAGUCAAAAGCAGUGUGCCAAUUUAUUGCACUCAGGCUCAGUACAGGAGGUGGCUCAGCUACGGCUCCAGCUGCAGCAAGCACAAAAAGCACAUGCUAUGAGCGAAAGCAUGAACAAGGCUCUGCAGGAAGAAUUGACAGAACUAAAAAAUGAAAUUUCUCUCUAUGAAUCUGCAACGAAACUAGGAGUACUCCCAAAUGACUCAGAAGGAGAAUUAAAUGUAGAACUCAGUGAAUCAUAUGUGGAUUUGGGUAUUAAAAAAGUCAGCUGGAAAAAACCCAAAAUUAAAAGCAUGGUACAGCAAGAAGACCCAAAUGAAGAGCUCUCCAAAGACGAGGUCAUUGUGAAGCUGAAAGCAGAAGUGCACCGUUUGCUGGGUAGCAACUCCGUGAAGCGUCAUCUGGUGUCUCAGUUACAGAAUGAUCUCAAAGACUGUCAGAAGAAAAUUGAAGAUCUCCGACAAGUGAAGGAGGGAAAAAGUGUCGAAGUUGAGACUGAAACAAAUAUCUCAGAAAAAUCAACUAAUCAAUUGUGGCCUGACUCUUCUACUUCUGACAUGAUGGUCAAAGACAAUAUUCUGCAACUGAAAAAUGAAAUUCAAGUUUUACAACAACAUAAUCAGGAGCUUAAAGAAACUGAAGAAAAACUGAGAAAUAAAAAUCAACACUUAUGUAACCAAAUGAGACAGAUGGUACAAGAUUUUGACCGUGAUAAACAAGAAGCUGUAGAGAGGUGUGAGAGGACUUACCAGCAGCAUCAUGAAGCUAUGAAAGCUCAAAUACGUGAAAGCCUGUUAGCAAAACAUGCUUUGGAGAAGCAGCAGCUCUUUGAGGCUUAUGAGGGGACUCGCUUGCAACUUAGGUCUGACUUAGACAAGAUGAAUAAGGAGAUGACUGCUGUGCAGGAAUGUUACCUAGAAGUGUGCAGAGAGAAGGAUAAUCUCGAAUUGACUCUCAGGAAGACCUUUGAAAAGGAGCAACAGACUCAGGAGCAGAAGAUCAAACGAGAACUUAUCCAACAGCUUGAAAAGGAGUGGCAGAGUAAGCUGGAUCAGACUAUAAAGGCAAUGAGAAAGAAAACCUCAGAUUGUUGCAGCCAAACUGACCAAGUAGCCACCAUUGAUGCUACUUCCAAGAAAGAGAUGGCAAUCACAGUAGAAGAGCAGAAACGAAAGAUCCAGCAAGAUUUAGAGCAAGAGAAGGAAAUAGCAAUCAAGGAGAGCUUGAAGGAACUUGAGCUUGAAUUGGAACUCAAACAUUGUGCCAAUAUUGCCAACCAGGUAGAAAUAGCUGUGCAGAAUGCUCGUCAUCGCUGGCUGGAGGAAUUGCCUGAGCUCGCAGAAUAUAGAGCACGCGUAAGAGAGGAACAGAAGAAGUGGGAAGAACAGCAAGAGAUCUCUGUAGCCAAAAGGAUAUCAUUUGCUGUCUCUGAAGCUAAAGAAAAGUGGAAAAGUGAACUUGAACAUAUGAAGACUGUAAUACCUGCGAAGGAAUUGGAAGAGAAGGUUAAUUCUCUUGAGAGAGAGCUUGAAUUAAAGAAUGAGGAAACCCCCGUGGUCAUCAGGGCCGAGUUGGCCAAGGCCCGGAGUGAGUGGAACAAAGAAAAGCAAGAAGAAAUCCACAAAAUUCAAGAACAAAAUGAGCAAGAUUACCGGCAAUUUUUAGAUGAUCAUAGAAAUAAAAUUAAUGAGGUGCUUGCGGCAGCUAAAGAAGACUUUAUGAAACAGAAAACUGAACUACUUCUUCAGAAGGAGACAGAAUUGCAAACAUGUCUAGACCAGAGUCGUAGAGAAUGGGCUAUGCAGGAAGCCAGGAGGAUCCAACUGGAAAUCUAUCAAUAUGAGGAAGAUAUCCUAACAGUACUGGAAUUUCUGUUAAAGGAUACUCAAAAGGAGCAUGUCAGUGGCUCAGCCGACAAGCAACUUUUGGAAGUUGUGUCGACUUGUUCUUCCAAAUGGGUGUCUGUGAAAUAUUUUGAAAAACUAAAGGUGUGCAUAAAGAAAACAUUUCAAGAUAUUCUCUCCCUUCUUAAAGAAAAUGCCAACCCAGAAUGGGAAAAGAAAAAUAUGAUCAAGAUCUCUGAGGAUCCUGCCCCCUGGGUCACUAGCAGAGAAGACGCUGGAGUCACAGUAACCUUUCCUGUGUCCACUUCUGAACACCAUACUCAGCCCUUGGCCUCGCCAGAAACAGAAGCAGAAGCUGAUAAGAAAAAGAUCCUUGAAAUUAAAGAUUCAUGCUGUGGACACUGCUUCCAAGAACUUGAAAAGGCAAAGCAGGAAUGUCAAGAUCUGAAAAGAAAACUGGAAAAAUGCUGCAGGCAUUUUCAGCAUUUAGAAAGGAAACACAAAGCUGUAGUGGAAAAAAUUGGAGAAGAGAAUAAUAAAGUUGUUGAGGAUUUAAUAGAAGAAAAUAACGACAUGAAGAAUAAAUUGGAAGAACUGAGAACACUUUGUAAAACACCGCCAAGGUCAUUGUCAGAAGGGGCCAUUGAAAAUGCUUAUCUGCCUUGCCAUGGGGGAGCCUUGGAAGAACUUCGAGGGCAGUACAUUAAAGCUGUGAAAAAAAUUAAGCGUGACAUGCUUCGUUAUAUUCAGGAAAGUAAGGAAAGAGCUGCGGAAAUGGUAAAAGAAGAGGUAUUGCGAGAACGUCAAGAAACUGCCCGAAGGAUGCGCAAAUAUUAUUUGACUUGUCUCCAACAGAUUUUGCAGGAUAAUGGAGAACCAGAAGGGGCUGAGAAAAAGAUUAUGAAUGCUGCUAGCAAACUUGCUACAAUGGCAAAAUUGCUGGAAACACCUACUUCUAAUAAACCCCAGAGCAAAACUACACAGUCAGUAGCACUGCCUCUGACUUCCGAGAUGCUGGUUGGAGUUGAAAAAUCGAAAAGAGAUGAUGUGAAUCAGAGUAUACCAUAUCACAGUGAAAGCAAACCAAACAGUGUAAAAACUGCCCCCGGGAGUACAUGCAACCUAGUCCCUAAGAAGAGAGCUGCUUGUAACUUGCGAACGAGGUUGGAGGACACACAGCAUGGAGACGUAAAGCAUGUGGGUUCCAGGUCACAUUCUGACUUUCAGUUCGGGGAUACCGGUUGCAAACACUUAGACAUUUUGCCAAGGAAUAUUUCUCCUGAGUUUGUUCCUUGCGAAGCCGAAAGAGGCUUUGGUUUGCGCAAGAAGGACGGCCUCCUCUGUGACACAGGUUCUGAAUCACUUCUGCAUUCCACCACCUACCCCUCUCUUGGGUCCUGUGGAAGUAAACCCUCAUCUAGAUAUACCCCGACUCUCUCUGAAUCUGGAUCCAUGCAUAUAACCUUUCGAAGUCCUGAUGAAAGACUUGGUUUAAAAGUAUAUAAGUGUAACCCACUAAAGGAAAGGGAAAAUGCUGUAUCUGAGAAAAGUGAAACUUGGGGUGUUGAGGAACCUCCAGUAAAGGAAGGAGGGGACCUUAGUGAUUCUGUGGACUGGCAUUCCAGCAGCGCCACUCUGCCCUGCAUCAAUCCAGAAGUGCCAUUUUUACAUGGUAGGCCACGGGGGACUCUGGAUACGCUAAGUGAAUUGCUCAAUCUCAAGCAGUUUCCAGCAACCAGUUGUCAUUCAGAUACAGAAAAAAAUGGGGUUUAUCAACCAAUGAACUGUCAGAAUGGUCAUGCCCCAGACCUGUCCGAAGAAAGCAUGUAUUCCCAGGCAGGGAAGAUCACCAUGACUCUUGGACACCCAUCGUAUCCUAAGUCAGUACCAGCUUCAGUGCGCCAGCAGUCUCUGAGAAAAUUAAUUGCUCUGCAGUCUAAUCAACAAGAUAGUGGCUUUGAUAGUCCUCUUGUCAAUCUAGACUAAUUGCUGUACAGUAUUUAAGAAGAAUCGUUAAUAUAUUAAAGAAAACCAGAAGGGAAGAUUUCAUACUGAAGAAGUUGUGGCCUUUGCCUAGCUUGAGAUGUUCUAAUAGCAUCUAUAUGAGUAAAAUAUUCUCAUAAAAUUACUUGAGCUAUUAAUAUUGCCUUAAUAUCCUAAAGGCCCAAUGGUGUGUGUGUAAUCUGUUUCUGUGUGGUGCUUGUAUUGGUUGCUAAAUUAUUUUUAUACUUACAAAUCAGCUUUCUGUGCAGUGUUAAAUUAUUUAAAUAAACUUGCUUAUGGUCUGUAGAAUUGCUAUGAAUUAUUUUGUAAUUCAUAAUAUAGAAAUGUGUUGACAUGCUUAAAAUUCAUCCAGAAAAACUUAAGUAUUGAUAAUCUGUGUGUAUAGUCACACAAACUCAAUUUUUGAAAUUAGCUAUGUUUAAUGAGGAAUUUCCAGGAAAAGUAAGACAUACUGGAUAAACACUUUUCCUGGAAAUAACUGCUUAAAUUUUGCUUUUAGUUAGUGGAAAAGAGAUUUUUGCACAGAUUCUGUCAAAAUACAUAGCUGUGUCUCCUGGUUUCAUUAUUUAAAAUAUUAGUCUGAAUCUUUAGGUAACAUUUGCAUUAUUUCAAAUCUCCUUUGACAUCC